This is a messenger RNA of Diatraea saccharalis (sugarcane borer), 2358 nucleotides long. The record is from the annotation of a GenBank genome assembly. Lineage: Eukaryota; Metazoa; Arthropoda; Insecta; Lepidoptera; Crambidae.
AGGCGUUCAAGCGCGGGUCUAUUGGCACCCCAGCUGGCAUGCCAAUCAGCGUCCACCAAUAAUGCUGCGUCUGCGCCGCCGCUGCCCGCACCCACCUCCCCGCCCCGCAUCGUGUCAGCUCCACCUGCGACGCAUGCCCCCGCCCCGCCGCCCCCAGACCCAGUACCACAACCCGCGCAAGAAGACGGCGUCAGAUUACGACGGGCGCACACCAUCGCGGUGCGGGAUUACCUUAAAAGAGAGACCCAGACUUUUUUCGGUGUGCAGAGGGAUAAUGAGAGGGAACAAAGGAGGCUGUGGUAUGAGAGGCGGAGGAGGCACGCGGCGCGGGCGCUCGGCGACCUCCGGCUGGAUCUACCGCCGGACCAUCAUCCCGAUGAUGAUGAUAUUAGUAUGUAUGGAGCGUCAGGCGCAGCACCAAGAGAGGCGCGGGGGCGUGCUCGCGAGCGGCCCGACGUGCUACCUGCGCCGGCGUCGCUCGAGGAGCCCGCUCCGGCACCUAUGCCACGCCCUGGCAAGGAUAGCGUCGCGCGGCUCACACUCGACGGAAUUUCUUAUGUUGUUACCGCAUUGACAAGGCGAUCGAGGCAGUCCACCUCGGCGCAGUGGUCUCGUUCGUUUCGGGGCAGCGUGUUGCCGCAGGACGAAACUGAUGCUGAUGAAGUAUUCUUCACGCCACCGUCGACUGCGCAGCUCACACAGCACCACGACGAGGGAGACCAAGUUGAUGGACCUAAAGGGCCCCGUUCACCUAUCAGCUCCAGUGGAGUGGAGUACAGAAGGGCGGACAGGGCCGUAUCCUGGGGCGCAGGGGGAGCGCGGAUACACACACCAAUGCUGGAACCACUCGCCGACAACUCCAACAGGAGGCAGUUCGGCAUGGGCGUCGUCGGUAGAUUUUUCCGACGAUCGCUUCGAAAAUCAGUCACCCAACAAGAUGAGGUAGCACGCCAAUUGGAGGAGCUUGACGAUUACCGGCCGUACUUCACCUGGUGGGUCAGCACAGUGCAGACUCUAGUGUUGCUGCUAUCCCUUCUAUGUUAUGGCUUCGGACCAGUUGGAUUUGGCCGCCAUACGCAUUCCAGUCAAGUAUUGGUGAAGAGUCUAAGUUUGCAGCAGGUGGAAUGGGAGGAACCCGCUUCUUUCUGGUUGGGCCCAAGAGCUGCGGAUCUUAUUCAUUUAGGAGCAAAAUUUGCACCAUGCAUGAGAAGGGACGUCAGGAUAGCGCGGGCGAUAGCCGCGUCAGCGAGAAGAGAGAGGGACACCGCUUGCUGUAUACGAAAUGACGACUCUGGCUGCGUGCAGUCAUCAAAGGCUGAUUGUUCGAAUACAAUAUCAACAUGGAAAAAAUGGUCAUCAGGAGAGUCCGGCCCUGGAGGUCGGAUAUCCGGUUCUGUUUGUGGUUUAGAUCCUAAGUUUUGUGAAGCGCCGCGUUCGAUUGCACCGCACGAAUGGCCAGAUGACAUAACAAAAUGGCCAAUCUGUCGCAAAUCUGUGUUGGACGGUUCAGCCGCCGCGGGACGGGCCGGGCAUGCUGCCGAGCACAUGGCUUGCGAAGUUAUAGGCCAUCCUUGUUGUAUAGGAGUACAUGGACAAUGUGUUAUAACUACUAGAGAACAUUGCGACUUUGUCAAAGGCUAUUUUCAUGAAGAAGCGUCGCUGUGUUCACAGGUAUCAUGUUUAGACGAUGUCUGCGGAAUGCUGCCAUUCAUGAGAAGAAGACGUCCAGACCAGCUGUACCGUGCGUGGACAUCUUUAUUCGUGCACGCGGGAUUACUGCAUUUAGCCACCACUUUGGCAUUACAGUGGCUCUUCAUGAGGGAUCUGGAGAAGAUGGCCGGGCCUGUUAGAAUAGCUAUCAUUUAUUUGGGUAGUGGCGUCGCUGGAAACAUGGCGUCAGCUAUUUUCGAGCCUUAUAGGGCAGAGGUGGGACCAGCUGGAUCACAUUUCGGCCUUCUGGCAUGUCUAAUAGUGGAAGUGAUAGGGGCGUGGCCUCUUUUGAGGCAUCCCCGUCGAUCGCUGCUCCGGCUUAUUAGCAUAGCGGUCGCCCUAUUCCUACUCGGACUACUCCCGUGGAUCGACAAUUUCGCUCACGUGUUCGGCUUCGUAUUCGGUUUUCUGUUAUCGUAUGCGCUUCUGCCGUUUAUAACGUUCGGGCCGUACGCGAGGAGAAGGAAGAUAGUGUUAGUGUGGGUUUGUAUGUUAUCAGCGGGUGGGAUGCUGUGUGCGUUGGUGGCGUUGUUUUACGCGGCGCCAGCUUAUGAAUGUACAGCGUGCGCGUACUUUACAUGUUUGCCGCUGGCGCCGGAGAUGUGCGCGUCGCAGGACGUGCGCGUGCGGCAGCUGGACGGGGUAUGA